Molecule: messenger RNA, 3882 nt
Organism: Menidia menidia (Atlantic silverside)
Lineage: Eukaryota; Metazoa; Chordata; Actinopteri; Atheriniformes; Atherinopsidae
Source: the annotation of a GenBank genome assembly
AUGGCCACUCUCUAUGUGUCCCCUCAUCCAGAUGACUUCAGGAGUCUCCUGGCUCUCAUAGCUGCAGAGUUCUGCCCCUCUUCUCGCCCUCGGGUCAUCACAGAGGACCCGCCCGCCUCCCUAAAUGCUCGAUCUCGGCCAUCUCUGGUUUUGGGUGCUGGGGAUGGUGGCUGUGUCCUGAGUGGGGCCAGCGCGGUGGCGUGGUACUUGUCCUUCCAGGGGAAGAGGGCUGGCGUGGGCACGCAGCAGCAGAGCCAGGUGUGGCAGUGGCUCAGCUUUGCCGACAACGAGCUGACCCCUGUUUCCUGUGCCGUCGUCUUCCCUUUGUUGGGGAUCACGGGGAUAGAUAAAAAGCUCCAGCAGAGUUCUCGAGCAGAGCUGAUGCGUGUUCUGAAGGUUCUUGAUCAGGCCCUUUUACCAAGAACCUUCUUAGUGGGAGAGAGCAUCACUUUGGCUGAUAUGGCUGUAGCUACAGCCGUUCUUCUUCCCUUCAAAUAUGCAUUAGAGCCAUCGGACAAGAAGGAGGUGAUGAAUGUCACCAGGUGGUUCACAACCUGCAUUAACCAGCCGCAGUUCCUGAAGGUUUUGGGGGAGAUUGAUCCGUGCCAGAAGGUGGUGCCAGUAACACCAAAAACCAAUGCUGCUGCAGAUGGUAAAGCGGUUGAGGCCAGUGCAGCUGCAGAGUCUGCCGGGGCCACAGAGAAUGGUAAUAAAACCCCACGACCACCAAAGACAGAGGCACAGCUGAAAAAGGAAGCAAAGAAGAAGGAGAAGCUGGAGAAGUUCCAACAGAAAAAAGAAAUGGAGGCAAAGAAAAAGACACAACCGCCAGCAGAGAAAAAAGCCAAACCUGAGAAGAAGGAGCUGGGCGUGAUUACUUAUGAUGUUGCUACAGCUGCAGGAGAAAAGAAAGAUGUUGUCGCUCCGCUCCCCGACUCCUACAGUCCUCAGUAUGUGGAGGCUGCUUGGUAUCCGUGGUGGGAGAGGCAGGGAUUUUUCAAGCCUGAGUAUGGUAAAAAGAGUGUGAGUGAGCAGAACCAUCGUGGCACGUUCAUGAUGUGCAUCCCCCCUCCUAACGUGACUGGAUCCCUUCACCUGGGUCACGCCCUGACCAACGCCAUCCAGGACUGUCUGACCAGAUGGCACAGGAUGCGAGGCGAGACCACCCUGUGGAACCCGGGCUGCGACCACGCGGGCAUCGCCACCCAGGUUGUGGUGGAGAAGAAGCUAAUGAGAGAGAAGGGCUUGAGCCGCCAUGAUCUGGGCAGGGACAACUUCAUCCAGGAGGUCUGGAAAUGGAAGAACGAGAAGGGAGACCGAAUCUAUCACCAGCUAAAGAAACUGGGAUCCUCUCUGGACUGGGACAGAGCGUGCUUCACAAUGGAUCCAAAACUGUCCUAUGCUGUCCAAGAAGCCUUCAUCCGCAUGCACGAUGAGGGAGUGAUUUACAGGAGCAAACGACUGGUCAACUGGUCCUGCACACUCAACUCUGCCAUCUCUGACAUAGAGGCGAGUUUCUUUGUUUGCACGCUGGAACUGAAGGUGGAUAAAAAGGAGCUCACCGGCAGAACUCUGCUGCCUGUGCCUGGAUACAAGGACAAAGUGGAGUUUGGAGUCUUGGUGUCAUUUGCGUACAGGGUUGAUGGAUCUGAUGAGGAGGUGAUUGUGGCCACGACUCGUAUUGAGACUAUGCUGGGAGACACGGCUGUAGCCGUCCACCCCACGGACCCCAGAUACCAGCAUCUGAAGGGAAAGAUGGUGCUGCACCCCUUCUGUGACAGGAAGAUGCCCGUGGUCUUCGACGACUUUGUGGACAUGAGCUUCGGAACAGGUGCUGUCAAAAUCACCCCGGCCCAUGACCAUAAUGACUACGAGGUUGGCGAGAGACACAAUCUGGCCUUCAUCAACAUCCUGGAUGAAAACGGCCUCCUCAUUAACGUGCCUCCUCCGUUCCUGGGGAUGAGGCGUUUCGAGGCCAGGAAAGCUGUGCUGCAGGCACUCAAGGACAGAGACCAGUUCAAAGAGAUCAAAGACAACCCCAUGGUUGUCCCCGUGUGCAGCCGUUCCAAAGACAUAGUGGAGCCGCUGCUGAAGCCGCAGUGGUACGUGAGCUGCGGGGACAUGGGCAAACAGGCCGCCGACGCCGUCAGAGAGGGCCGCCUCAAAAUCAUCCCCGAUCACCACCUCAAGACCUGGUUCAACUGGAUGGACAACAUCAGAGAUUGGUGUAUCUCGCGCCAGCUGUGGUGGGGUCAUCGUAUUCCUGCUUUCUUCGUCACUGUUGACGAUCCCUCAGUGAAACCAGGAGAGGACAUGGAUGGCCACUACUGGGUGAGUGGGAGAUCAGAGGAGGAGGCCAGGGAAAAGGCAGCCAAGCGUUUCGGUGUGUCUGUGGACAAAAUCUCCCUCCGACAGGACGAGGAUGUUCUGGACACUUGGUUCUCGUCUGGCAUUUUCCCCUUCUCCAUCUUCGGAUGGCCUAACGAGACGGAGGACCUGAACGUGUUCUACCCCGGCACCUUGCUGGAGACGGGCCAUGACAUCCUGUUCUUUUGGGUUGCCCGCAUGGUGAUGAUGGGCCUCAAACUGACCGGCAAGCUGCCCUUCAAAGAGGUUUAUUUGCACGCUGUGGUGCGGGACGCUCACGGCAGGAAGAUGAGCAAGUCUCUGGGCAAUGUCAUCGACCCACUAGAUGUCAUUACAGGCAUCUCUCUAGAGGGUCUUCAUGCUCAGCUGGUAGAGAGCAACCUGGAUCCUUUGGAGGUAGAGAGGGCCAAACAAGGCCAGAAGUCGGACUACCCCAGUGGCAUCCCGGAGUGUGGGACAGAUGCUCUGCGCUUUGCGCUGUGCGCCUACACCAGCCAAGGAAGGGAUAUAAACCUGGAUGUCAACCGUAUCCUGGGUUACCGUCACUUCUGCAACAAACUGUGGAACGCGGUGAAAUUCGCCAUGAAGACGCUGGGUGACGACUUCAUACCGACAGAAAAAGCCCAGAUGUGUGGGGAGGAGAGCGUGUCCGACAGGUGGAUCCUGUCCAGGCUGAGCGCGGCUGUGAGCCUCUGUGACGCCGGCUUCAAGGCCUACGACUUCCCCGCCAUCACCACCGCCAUCUACAACUUCUGGCUCUACGAGCUCUGCGACAUCUACCUGGAAAGUGUGAAACCCGUGUUCAGCAAAGCGGAGGGAGACGCCGGCAGCCACAGACGAGCCGCCGUGUGCAGACAAACCCUUUACACCUGCCUGGAGGUCGGCCUGCGGCUUCUGUCUCCCAUGAUGCCCUUUGUCUCAGAGGAGCUCUAUCAGAGGUUGCCGCGGCGACGGCCUCAGACCGAUCCCCCCAGCAUCUGCGUCACGCGUUACCCCGACGCGCAGGAGUUCUGCUGGAACAGUGAGGAGAUAGACCGGGACAUGGAGUUCAUCAUGACGGUGGUCAAGACGAUCCGCUCUCUCAGGGCCGACUACAACCUGACCAAGACCAGAGCUGAUUGCUACCUUCAGUGCAUAGACGCUGCAACGGUGUCACUGGUGCAGAAAUACAAUCUGCAGAUUCAGACCUUGUCUUACUCUCAGGCCGUCAUCCCUCUGACAGCCGGCCAGCUGGUCCCAGAGGGCUGCGCUGUGGCUAUCGCCUCCGACAGAUGUACCGUCAACCUUAUGCUAAAGGGUCUGAUUGACGUGGACAAGGAAGUGACUAAGCUUAUGACAAAGAAAGGGGACUUGGAGAAACAGAUGGAGAAACUGAGCCAGAAGAUGACAAAGAAUGACUACAGGGAGAAGGUGCCGGUGAAGGUGCAGGAGCAGGAUGCAGAGAAGCUACGGCAGAGCCAGACAGAACUUGAGAAAGUGAAAGAAGCCAUUGACAAUUUCAGGAAAAUGAUGUAA